CACACACACACACACGCUCUCGCUCACACUCGCGUCUUCUCGGCCCCCUCGCUCUCCUCGCACCCACCUGCUCUGCAGCGCCCUGGGCGCACCCCUCGGUCGCGCGCCCCUGGCGCUCCUGGCGCAGACUGUCACAGUUAGAGGGGGCAGCGUGCCCCGGGGUGAGCGCCCCCGCCCCGCUCGUCCUCCCUCCCACAGGGGCGCUCCUGGUGCCCAGGACGGGCCGCUGAACCGGAGGGGACGCAGGAGGCCAUGGUGGGAGCGCUUGUCCGCCUCGGUGCCCGCUGAGGCCAUGCCGCGCCCCGGCUGCCCCUCCGGCGCUCGCCUGCGCCUGCUUCUCCUCCUGCCGCCGCUGCUGCUGCUCCCGGGCGGCUACGCGGGCGACCUGACGGUGGCCGUGGUGCUGCCUCUGGCCAACACCUCGUACCCGUGGUCGUGGGCGCGCGUGGGACCGGCGGUGGAGCUGGCCCUGGCCCGGGUGAAGGCGCGGCCGGACCUGCUGCCGGGCUGGACAGUCCGCACGGUGCUGGGCAGCAGCGAGAGCGCGCUGGGCGUCUGCUCCGACACCGCCGCGCCCCUGGCCGCCGUGGACCUCAAGUGGGAGCACAACCCCGCGGUGUUCCUGGGCCCCGGCUGCGUGUACGCCGCAGCCCCCGUGGGCCGCUUCACUGCGCACUGGCGGGUGCCGCUGCUGACCGCCGGCGCCCCGGCGGUGGGGUUCGGGGCCAAGGACGAGUACGCGCUGACCACCCGCGCCGGGCCCAGCCAUGCCAAGCUGGGCGACUUCGUGGCGGCUCUGCACCGACGGCUGGGCUGGGAGCGCCAGGCGCUAGUGCUCUACGCCUACCAGCCCCGCGACGACCAGCCCUGCUUCUUCGUGGUGGAGGGGCUGUACAUGCAGGUCCGCGACCGCCUCAACAUCACGGUGGACCACCUGGAGUUCGCCGAGGGCGACCGCGACCACUACACCAUGCUGCUGCGCACCGUGCGACGCAAAGGCCGAGUUGUCUACAUCUGCAGCUCCCCAGAUACCUUCAGAACCCUGAUGCUUCUGGCCCUGGAAGCUGGCCUGAGCGGGGAGGACUAUGUUUUCUUCCAUCUGGACCUCUUUGGGCAAAGCCUGCAGGGAGCACAUGGCCUUGCUCCCCACAGGCCCUGGGAGAGAGGGGAUGGGCAGGAUGUCAGCGCCCACCAGGCCUUUCAGGCUGCCAAAAUCAUUACAUAUAAAGAGCCGGAUAAUCCUGAGUACUUGGAAUUCCUACAGAAGCUAAAACACUUGGCCCAUGAGCAGUUCAACUUCACCAUGGAGGAUGGCCUGGUGAACACCAUCCCAGCGUCCUUCCACGACGGGCUCCUGCUCUAUGUCCAGGCAGUGUCGGAGACUCUAGCACAUGGGGGAACUGUCACCGAUGGGGAGGGCAUCACUCAGCGGAUGUGGAACCGAAGCUUCCAAGGUGUGACAGGAUACCUGAAAAUGGACAGCAAUGGAGAUCGGGAGACCGACUUCUCCCUCUGGGAUAUGGAUCCUGACACUGGCACCUUCAGGGUUGUUCUGAACUUCAAUGGAACCUCCCAAGAGCUGGUGACCGUGUCAGGGUGCAAACUGAACUGGCCUCUGGGGUAUCCACCUCCUGAUGUCCCCAAAUGUGGUUUUGACAAUGAGGACCCAGCCUGCAACCAAGACCACUUUUCCACCCUGGAGGUGCUGGCUUUGGUGGGCAGCCUCUCCCUCCUCAGCAUUCUGAUCGUCUCCUUCUUCAUAUACAGGAAGAUGCAGCUGGAGAAGGAACUGGCCUCAGAGCUGUGGCGGGUGCGUUGGGAGGACCUGCAGCCCAGUAGCCUAGAGAGGCACCUCCGGAGUGCAGGCAGCCGGCUGACCCUGAGUGGGAGAGGCUCCAAUUACGGCUCCCUGCUGACCACAGAGGGCCAGUUCCAAAUCUUUGCCAAGACAGCGUAUUAUAAGGGUAACCUCGUGGCUGUGAAACGUGUGAACCGUAAACGCAUUGAGCUGACGCGGGAAGUCCUGUUUGAGCUGAAGCAUAUGCGGGAUGUGCAGAACGAACACCUGACCAGGUUUGUGGGGGCCUGCACUGACCCCCCCAACAUCUGUAUCCUCACAGAGUACUGUCCCCGUGGGAGCUUGCAGCAGGACAUCCUGGAGAAUGAGAGCAUCACCCUGGACUGGAUGUUCCGGUACUCGCUCACCCAUGACAUCGUCAAGGGUAUGCUGUUCCUGCACAAUGGGGCCAUUUGCUCCCAUGGGAACCUCAAGUCAUCCAACUGCGUGGUAGACGGGCGCUUCGUGCUCAAGAUCACUGACUACGGGCUGGAGAGCUUCAGGGACCCGGAGCCCGAGCAAGGAUACACCCUCUAUGCCAAAAAGUUGUGGACAGCCCCUGAGCUCCUGCGAAUGGCCUCAGCCCCUGCCCGGGGCUCCCAGGCUGGUGACGUGUACAGCUUUGGAAUCAUCCUUCAGGAGAUUGCCCUGAGGAGUGGUGUCUUCCAUGUGGAAGGUUUGGACCUCAGUCCCAAAGAGAUCAUUGAACGUGUGACUCGGGGUGAGCAGCCCCCCUUCCGGCCCUCCCUGGCCCUGCAGAGUCACCUGGAGGAACUGGGGCAGCUGAUGCAGCGCUGCUGGGCCGAGGACCCGCAGGAGCGGCCACCCUUCCAACAGAUCCGCCUGAUGCUGCGCAAAUUUAACAGAGAGAACAGCAGCAACAUCCUGGAUAACCUGCUGUCACGCAUGGAACAGUACGCCAACAACCUGGAAGAGCUGGUGGAGGAGCGGACCCAGGCCUACCUGGAGGAGAAGCGCAAGGCGGAGGCCCUGCUCUACCAGAUUCUGCCUCACUCAGUGGCUGAGCAGCUGAAGCGUGGGGAGACGGUCCAGGCCGAAGCCUUUGACAGCGUCACUAUCUACUUCAGCGACAUUGUGGGUUUCACGGCCCUGUCGGCGGAGAGCACGCCCAUGCAGGUGGUGACCCUGCUCAACGACCUGUACACUUGCUUUGAUGCUGUCAUAGACAACUUUGAUGUCUACAAGGUGGAGACCAUUGGGGACGCCUACAUGGUGGUGUCCGGGCUCCCAGUGCGGAACGGGAGGCUGCACGCCCGCGAGGUGGCCCGCAUGGCCCUGGCGCUGCUGGACGCGGUGCGCUCCUUCCGCAUCCGCCAUCGGCCCCAGGAGCAGCUGCGCUUGCGCAUCGGCAUCCACACAGGUGAGGCCGCCGGAGGGGCGGGGAGGGGGCUCCCAAAAGCUGGAGCUGCAGGACCCGUGUGUGCAGGUGUGGUAGGGCUGAAGAUGCCCCGUUACUGUCUUUUUGGGGACACAGUCAACACGGCCUCAAGAAUGGAGUCUAACGGGGAAGCCCUGAAGAUCCACUUGUCUUCUGAGACCAAGGCUGUCCUGGAGGAGUUUGGUGGUUUCGAGCUGGAGCUUCGAGGGGAUGUAGAAAUGAAGGGCAAAGGCAAAGUUCGGACCUACUGGCUACUGGGGGAGCGGGGGAGUAGCACCCGAGGCUGACCUGGCUCUCCUCCUGGCCUUCCACACCUCCCUUCCCUAUGCCAGAGGUGAGAGAGAGGUGCCAGGCCUCAGCCUCGCCUGCAGUAUCCCCACCAUUGCCAAAGAAGUAGUUUGAACAGCUCAGAUGUGCAGACCCCAGUGGAGACACCAGACAUUACCUCUGAAAGUGGACUGGUAUUGAGGGAGAACUUGGAGCUCACAGGACCAGACCAGAACUCACAGCCAUGCCCAGGGACACAAACACACACACACACACACACACACACACACACACACGUAGGCACACGCACCUGCUCUCCACCCUUACUCAGGCCAGGCCAGGCUGGGAUAUGGAUUCCUGGAUCCUCCUGCCCCUCCCUGUGCCCUCUUCCCUCAACCUUGCUACACUGUGACUUUUAUGGGGAGGAGGAAAAGGAAAAGGGAUUAUAGGUGAAUCUAGGGGCUGGGGGGAGUCCACAUCUGGGCCUAGCCCAGAUGGGCCACAAACACCCCCCCCCCCGUCCCCCACCACCCAACCUAGGAUGCAAUGCACAGGGGAGAAAGGGAAGGACAGAGGGCUGUGGGCUUGUAUGCCUUGCUUCUCCUGUGAGUGGAGACCAUUAAAAUCUUUAUUCCAGUGA
Messenger RNA from Balaenoptera ricei (Rice's whale), 4143 nucleotides. RefSeq names its product natriuretic peptide receptor 1 (gene NPR1). NCBI's taxonomy places the organism in Eukaryota, Metazoa, Chordata, Mammalia, Artiodactyla, Balaenopteridae. The transcript is spliced from 22 exons. Gene Ontology annotation, molecular function: peptide receptor activity; protein kinase activity; guanylate cyclase activity. Gene Ontology annotation, biological process: cGMP biosynthetic process; intracellular signal transduction; receptor guanylyl cyclase signaling pathway. Gene Ontology annotation, cellular component: membrane. The coding region runs from base 293 to 3523 and encodes 1076 amino acids. The record is from RefSeq and is a predicted model, not a curated record.